AUGAGGGGAACUCUUACUAACCUGUUUAGAAGAACAACAAUUCAGAGUGUCGAUGAUGUUAGCGUAAAUUCAAACAGAGUAUCAGAGACUCAUGAUAGUGGUGAUUAUACAUCGAAGAAAGAGGACCAUACAACGGUCAUCGAGGUGGGUACUCCAGAAGAGAAAAAAAAUCCCUUGGGUUAUUCUGUGGGGCCACUAUCAGUCAUUGUAUUGAUCAUUCAAGGUGUUGUUGGUACGGGUAUUUUUACAGGACCAGGAACAAUUGUAAAGUCAAUGGGUUCUAUUGGGUCAACAUAUGUCCUAUGGUUAAGUUGUUUCUUUCUUCCUAUGUUCAGCGUAUUCCUCUAUGUCGAAUUUGCUGGAUAUUAUCCUAAAAGAAAUGGUGGCGAUGUGGCAUAUCUUGAACAAGCCUACACCAAACCUAAGUUUUUGUUUCCGACCAUUUAUGCAGCUGUUUCUGUCGUUUUGUCUUUCACUACCUCUUCAGCUCUAGCAGUUGGACAAUACCUUCUCAGUGCAAGCGGAGCUGAAGUCACUACAUGGCACUAUAGAGGCAUUGCAAUUGCUGCUUUGACUCUCUCUUGUGUCCACAUCGGCUUAAGUACAAAAUGGUCACUCAGACUUCAAAACCUUUUAGGUUUUGUUAAAGUAGUUUUUAUGGUCUUUAUUGUGAUUCUUGGGUUUGUCGUUUUGGGUGGUGGAACUAAAGUCAAAGACCCACAUGCCAGUUUCACGAAUAUGUGGGAGGGUACUACAACACAAGGUAACAAUAUUGCCAAUUCCAUCAUUAAUGUGGCCUUUUCGUAUGGUGGAUAUAGUUAUGCCUUUGGAGUUGUUGCAGAAUACUCGAGUUCUAAAAAGGGGCAAACAGAAAGUGAAAGAGAAAAAAGUAUGAUCAGAACUUUCUCCUUUUAUGUUCCUGUAUCCAUGAUUGUUAUUUUAAUAUUAUACAUCCUCAUGAUAACAGCUUAUUAUGCAGGUGGAACUCCUGAUGAAAUUAAACACUCUGGUAAUGGGGUAGCAACUAUUCUUUUUCAAAAUGCUUUUCAAAAUAAAUAUGCUACCAAGUUUCUUAACGUUAUGGUUGCCUUGUCAGCUUAUGGCCAUUUGGUUACAGCAGUUCUUUCCCAUUCAAGGGGCCUUAGAGAAUGUGGGAGACAAGGUGUUCUCCCGUUCCCUAAAUUUUGGACUUCCACAAAACCUUUUGGAACUCCACUUGGCCCAAUAUUGGUGACAUGGAUUGUCAAUUUUAUUAUGAUAGUUGCACCACCAGCUGGUUCAGCAUUUAAUUUCAUUGUUGAUAUGGGUUCAUAUUCGGGAUAUAUUUUUACUUUGGCUCUUAUUUGUGGUUUACUAAAGGUUCGAAGAGAUCGUAAGCUUAGAAAUCUUGGGACCAAAGGCCAAUAUUUGCCGCUUCCUUGUAUUAUAAUUUUGCUACUGUUUGAGCUUAUGGUUAUUAUUCUAGCUUUUGUUCCACCAAAACAUGGGCUUAUUGGCUCCGAUGUGACAUUUUUCUAUGCCACAUAUCCUAUAGUAACGAUUGGCUUGUUAAUGCUUUGUAUUGCAUAUUACUUUGUUUGGAGAUAUACCUUACCAAAGCUUGGAGGCUACGUUCACCGUGAAGUUGAAUACAUUUUGCAGAACGGUGAGAUUGGAAAUACUAUAGUUAAAGUCAAGCUUGAAGAAGUUGAACAGUGGGACAAUGAGCAUGGAACAGACGAAUAUGGAGUUGCAAAAACUGUUGUCUUGAAAUAUGAAGACGUUGAAUCACAGAAGACUUAA
Molecule: messenger RNA, 1782 nt
Organism: Pichia kudriavzevii
Lineage: Eukaryota; Fungi; Ascomycota; Pichiomycetes; Pichiales; Pichiaceae
Exons: 1
Coding region: 1-1782 (593 amino acids)
Biological process (GO): amino acid transmembrane transport
Cellular component (GO): membrane
Molecular function (GO): L-amino acid transmembrane transporter activity
Source: RefSeq, a predicted model, not a curated record